Molecule: messenger RNA, 2014 nt
Organism: Xenopus tropicalis (tropical clawed frog)
Lineage: Eukaryota; Metazoa; Chordata; Amphibia; Anura; Pipidae
Gene: rnf32
Product: ring finger protein 32
Exons: 9
Coding region: 122-1270 (382 amino acids)
Source: RefSeq, a predicted model, not a curated record
UUCGACGCUUUUGGUUGCCUGGCAACGUUCAGCACCCUGGAUAGAAGAGGUCGGUGUGGCGUUCGGGCUGUCUGUGUGCGUCUGCGGGGUCUGAGAGAGGUAAAUCAUCACUGGGCAAGGAAUGGAUCAUUAUUUCAGUUCAAAGCCUUCCAGCACCUACAGUCAAGCUAGCAAUAUUUCAAGGGGUUACAAGGGUGGUUCCUACAAGCAAGAACCUUUUAUACUUACAGCGGUGGCAAUACAAGAUCACAUUUUACAGAACCUUCAGCUUCAGCAGCUUUCCUUGACUCCUCAGAUGAAAGGGCCGAAAAGAAUGAAGGAGACAGGUAGCAAAAGGACUGUGAGCAAAAAUCCUGGGAAGCCUGUGGUGGAUACUGGGAUUAGGAGAAAAGUUAUCAAAAACACAAAAAAGCCUGCUAUAGAGGAAGAGUAUGUUCUUGAUCCUGCUCCUCCACCAUUAACUCUAGCUCAGAAACUGGGCAUCGUUGGGGCCCCUGCUCUGCCCUUAACACAUGAAGAAUGGAUUAAAGUCAAACAGAGAUCAGUCGACCAAGGAGACUCCCUGCAGCCUUGUGUUAUAUGUAAGGAGGAGUUUGGUAUCCAUCCCCAGGUGCUCCUUAGCUGUUCUCAUGUGUUUCACAGGGCAUGUUUGGAAGCGUUUGAAAGGUUUACAGGUAGAAAGACAUGUCCAAUGUGUAGAAGGAACCAGUACCAGACCCGGGUCAUAUAUGAUGGAGCUCGUCUUUAUAAAGCUAAAUGUGCUACACGAAUUCAAGCUUGUUGGAGGGGAUACAUUGUAAGGAAGUGGUAUAAACAACUAAGACAAACGAUACCUCCCAAAAACCCGAAAUUAAGGAGAAAAUUCUUUGAAGAAAAGUUCACAGAAGUCACCGACAGGCUGCUGAGAUCAUUCAGCACCAACAUUGAGGUCUUUUUCAAUGAAAUCGACCAUUCGCUCGCGAACAGUCGGAAAGUUCUCCGGCAACUGGAAGGGAGCCGCGCUUCACAAAUCAGUGAAGAGGAAUGGGAAAGGAUCCAGAUGAAGGCUGCCCGACAAGAGAUAUCCGACUGCCCCAUAUGCAUCAUGCCCCUGUGCUACAGCAGCGAUACUCAGCGGAACGGCCAGCUACUCCGCCCAGUUGUCCUUCUGUCCUGCUCCCAUGUGUUCCACCAGGCUUGCCUCCAUGCAUUUGAGGAGUUCACAGUAGGAGAGCCCUAUAUCUGCCCUUUAUGCCGCUCCACCUACCAGAAGAAAUUGCUCCCAAUUUAGUUACAGGUUUUUCAACCAUUUGGCCUUUGGUGCAUGGGGCCGAGGUCGGAGAUUGGAGUUUCGAGGGACAGUUACACCUAAAAACCAGUAUUUGGAAAUCAGGUUUUUUCUACUGAUCAUCCUCUCCCCCUCCCAUUAUCAAAAGGUCAAUUUGUUUAAAGCUCCUUAUUUACCUUAACAAACAAACCCCUCCCCUAAACUACAGCCUUUGAGCAGCUCAUUACCAGAGGGCUUCUCGGUGCACUGGUAAUUAGUAUUAUCAGCUUCAGAACCAGCGUAAAUACCAGUAAGUGCCAAGGUAAAACUGCUUCUAUUUUCUACUAGUGCCAGAAAUAGCAAAACCAGUCAUUUCUUAUGCACAGACAAUAUAUAUAUAUGCUCAGCAAAUAGAAUAUUCCUUGAACUUGGGUUGAAUAGGGGCACAUCUUGUCCUUUUAAUAAUACUAAUUCAGGAUAAAUGCAUUUGAUUUCUGAUUUGCCAAUUGAUGUGAAAUUCCAGUUUAGUGAGUCUAUAAAGAAAACUAACAUUACAAGGCAUAGUGUAGGCAAUGCUGCUAGUGAUCCCUGGUAAAAGAUACAUUCUGCCCACUUACUCUUCUAAAGGCCAUUGAACCCCCAGUUCCCUGUAUUUGUCUGUUGUUCAGCUGCUCCUUUCUUGCUUUGCUCUCCCAGCGUAUUUGUGUUACUGAUUGUGCUUGCAGUUUCAGCCUUAAUUAAACCUCCAUUGUCAUUGGUUGCCCAACA